Molecule: messenger RNA, 990 nt
Organism: Stereum hirsutum FP-91666 SS1
Lineage: Eukaryota; Fungi; Basidiomycota; Agaricomycetes; Russulales; Stereaceae
Exons: 4
Coding region: 1-990 (329 amino acids)
Source: RefSeq, a predicted model, not a curated record
AUGGCCUGCCUUUCCGGGCUUGUUUCCACCACACUCGACACGACACAAGGCCUGCGUGUCGCGCAUUCUGACCUUUUGCCCGGGAAACUAUCUCUAUAUCGAGUCACGUCUUGCGGGCGAUGUCCUCACACAGCCUUAGAAGCACUACUCGUGCACAACGAACAGCUUUGGAUCGUCCACAUGGGCCACCUACUAGCUCGAGGAGUAAACGUGGUACCUCGAAGGCGCCAUAGGAAACGUCAUGCUACGGAAGCAUUCGGACACGCUCACGGGCGUCCCUCCUCUUCAAUCACGGGUGCCGCCUUCAAUUUCAGCGAAAAUCUUGCCUUUGGAGAUUGCUACAUCUCCGAUACCAGAGCAUCACCAUCGCCGUCGUCUUCAGCCGUCGUCCAUUCUAUUGACACCCGCGAAGCAGCAUUGGCCGAGAGGGAACGUAAUCUCCAACGCCUGGAGAAUCAGGCUCUCACCCAGCAAGAGAUCCUGCGCGAUACGGAGCUGGUACUUGCUGGACGUGAAGCCGAAUUGGAAGACAGGGAACGAUUUCUCGAUCAAACCUCCAUGGUUUCGGCUGGCCAAGUUCUUCUGGACCAGAUUGAGGAGCACUACACAUGCCCACUCUGCCCCUUGUGUCGUUCUCUGGCUGUCGACCCAGCCCCCGAUCCGCCCCGCCGAAACACUCUGUGCCCAUUCAUACCAAACCGUCUGGUCGACAACGUGGUCAACAAUAUGGUCGAGAAGCUUGAGGGUGUGGUUGAAAAGACAGCAGUCGAGGUCGAUAAGCAUGAUGCCGCCUACAUGCAUGAGCGGUCGAAGGCGAAAGAUGCGCCUCCCGCGUUAUCUUCUGGGCUUUCUGAGUGGGGGAAGAGCGGUCAGAAAAGAAGUGACUGGACAGAGAAGGCCGCCAUACUUCUGCUUCUUCUCGCCGAACUAAAAAUCUACCCGCAGACGUGGUCGCACGGAGAUGGCGCAUGUUGUCGGCCAUUGGGCUAG